CGCGAUGAGAGAGGGCGUGCGUCUCUGUGGUUAUAAAGUUGGGGGUGGAGUGGCCGGGAGAUGAUGGCUGAUGAAGAGGAAGAAGUCAAGCCGAUCUUGCAGAAAUUGCAGGAACUAGUGGAUCAGCUCUAUUCAUUUCGAGACUGCUAUUUUGAGACACAUAGUGUUGAGGAUGCUGGGAGGAAGCAACAGGAUGUGCGGAAGGAGAUGGAGAAGACCCUACAGCAGAUGGAAGAAGUAGUGGGUUCUGUCCAGGGCAAGGCGCAAGUUCUGAUGCUAACUGGGAAAGCACUGAAUGUGACUCCUGACUAUAGCCCUAAGGCUGAGGAGCUUCUGUCAAAGGCUGUGAAGCUGGAGCCCAAGCUGGUGGAAGCCUGGAACCAGCUGGGUGAGGUGUACUGGAAAAAAGGGGAUAUUGCAGCUGCCCACACCUGCUUCUCAGGAGCCCUUACCCAUUGCAGGAACAAAGUCUCCUUACAAAACCUAUCAAUGGUGCUUCGCCAGCUGCGGACUGGCACUGAAGAUGAACAUUCUCACCAUGUCAUGGACAGUGUCCGACAGGCUAAGCUGGCUGUUCAGAUGGAUGUCCAUGAUGGCCGCUCCUGGUAUAUCCUUGGGAAUGCAUAUCUUUCCCUUUACUUCUCUACUGGCCAGAACCCAAAGAUCUCCCAGCAAGCCCUCAGUGCCUAUGCCCAAGCAGAGAAGGUUGACAGAAAAGCUUCUAGCAAUCCUGACCUUCAUUUGAACAGGGCGACGUUGCAUAAAUAUGAAGAGAGUUAUGGGGAGGCCCUGGAGGGCUUCUCUCGGGCUGCCGCCCUGGACCCUGCCUGGCCAGAGCCCCGGCAACGAGAGCAACAACUUCUGGAAUUUCUGGAUAGAUUAACCAGCCUCCUUGAGAGUAAGGGAAAGGUGAAGACCAAAAAGCUGCAGAGCAUGCUGGGAAGCUUGCGCCCAGCCCAUCUAGGCCCUUGCAGUGAUGGGCACUACCAGUCAGCCUCUGGGCAGAAAGUGACCCUGGAGCUCAAGCCACUGAGUACGCUUCAGCCUGGGGUGAACAGCGGUGCCGUCAUCCUGGGAAAGGUGGUGUUUAGCCUUACCACAGAAGAGAAAGUCCCCUUUACAUUUGGCCUGGUAGAUUCAGAUGGACCUUGCUAUGCAGUGAUGGUGUACAAUAUAGUGCAGAGCUGGGGAGUGCUCAUUGGAGACUCUGUAGCCAUCCCUGAGCCUAACCUGCGUCUUCACCAAAUUCAGCACAAAGGAAAGGACUAUUCCUUUUCCAGUGUUCGAGUGGAGACGCCCCUCCUGCUGGUGGUGAAUGGGAAGCCUCAGGGAUCCAGCAGCCAGGCUGUUGCUACAGUGGCAUCGCGACCACAGUGUGAAUGACCUUCUUUGACUUGUAUGCUCAACAGGGACUGGAGGAGAGGGGACAAGGCCCUGUGCAGUUGGUCCAGCCACAUCCAGUGAUUCAGCAGGAAUGGGAGGAAUGUUUUAAAUGAACUUUCCUUUUCCCUGCCUCUAUUACACUUUGUAUCUCUUCUCUCUCCUCUGUCCUCAUCAUGUUCCAGCUCUCUCCAGGGCCACCUACUCUUCUGGCAUAUCUCUCCUGUCUCUUCCACUGCUCUCUAUGUUUUAAGCAAAGAGCAUGGAAUUGGUAGAAGUCUUGGGAUCUUGCCAUGGGACAGAGUCCCCAAGGUUCCUGUUGUUGCCUCCGUCCUAAGCCUCGUAUGUAUAUAUCAGUUCAGUAUUUAUUGCUAAAGGAGGGGGCUUGAUUUUAUAAUGGCUUUGUUUUUAGCUAUUUUUAUUGUUAUUUUUAAAAUUUAGGUUCUUCCUCUUCUUUGGGGCUGGAACAGAAUAAACUUGUUUGGAAAAAAAAAAAUA
Chlorocebus sabaeus (green monkey) is the source of this 1878-nucleotide messenger RNA. It is a transcript of the gene TTC5, whose product is annotated as tetratricopeptide repeat domain 5. The record is from RefSeq and is a predicted model, not a curated record. NCBI's taxonomy places the organism in Eukaryota, Metazoa, Chordata, Mammalia, Primates, Cercopithecidae. Gene Ontology annotation, molecular function: protein binding.